Athalia rosae (coleseed sawfly) is the source of this 16894-nucleotide messenger RNA. It is a transcript of the gene jeb, whose product is annotated as homeobox protein 5. The transcript has 3 exons. Gene Ontology annotation, cellular component: terminal bouton. The coding region runs from base 4931 to 6535 and encodes 534 amino acids. Gene Ontology annotation, molecular function: transmembrane receptor protein tyrosine kinase activator activity; protein binding. The record is from RefSeq and is a predicted model, not a curated record. Gene Ontology annotation, biological process: positive regulation of MAPK cascade. Lineage: Eukaryota; Metazoa; Arthropoda; Insecta; Hymenoptera; Athaliidae.
CCACCGAAGAUCAGUUGAAUCGAAUUGAAUCGAAUAUUUAAUACCACGGAAAGAGGAGAGGAGCAAUUUUCAAAAGUGAACGAAAAAAAAAAAGGGGGAAAGCAAAGAGAAGAAAAAUAUGAAAUACGGCGUACGCCGAGCAGGCUAAUUUUAGAGCUCCUCUCCGCCGUAAUAAUCGUUAUCGUAAUCAACGGCAUCAUUGUAAUUGGGAUAUACACACCAGCUCUAUAGAAGUGUUGAAAGAGGAUCGGGGAAUCAGCAGCAGUUCUGCGUCAUCGAAUUUGAAAGUUAUACAUACGACGGGUGAUCCGUAGUUCGAGGGUUCACGACAGGCUGAAUAAGUAUAACGUUAAUCCAGUGUUGAACGUCCGUGUCACUCGCGCGUUACUGUAGUCGCGGUUAUGUUACAAAUGAAAAAUGAAUUAAAAUAAAGUUAACAAAUGAAACGAAGUCUGAUUGUGAGUAUAAUUUGUAAUAAAGAAGUAGAGGACAGUUGAGAUAGAAACGAAAAACCAAAAACAAACUUAAUAAAACGAAAAGCCGGAUAGAAAACCGUUCCAACGAAUUGUUCCACGGGUCGCAAGAGGGUUGAAACAAACCGGAAACAAAAACUGAGAAGAAAGUUGAACGACGAAAUAAUUUAAAGAAGAAACAUACCACAGAAUUACGUAGAGUGACGAAUGAAUGAAAAAUAAAGUGAAGUAAAAGUGUGAUCGAAUUUAAAAAAAAAAACAUCCGUGAAUUGAAUAAAACAAUAAGGAACAGAGAAAAAGCAAAAUAAUAAAGAUACGAAAAUACGUGGGGACUCGAUGGACUGUCAAAUAAUUAAUCGUUAUGCACCUCGUUACAUCAAUGAGAAUAAAAUCUUGCAUAGGUAUACAAUGAGAAUGAUGACGAUUAUUAUACAGUUUGAAAAAGAGUAAUAAAACACCGAAAAACAUCCAAACAGAUAAAAAAUAAAAGUGAAUAGAAUAAAUAGAUUAAAUAAAUAAAUUAAAAUAAAUAAAUGAUUGUGAAAUAUGAAUAUAAAAUACAACAAUAAUAUAUAAAUCAAAUAUUUUACUUAUAAAUAUACAUAUAUAUCAUAUGUGUAUUCCAAUAUACGUUAUUAUGUGAGUUCAUCUGCUUAAAUAAUACAUAUAUAUUAUAAAGAUAUUACAUUGAAAUUAUAAUCUUCGAUUAUUGUGUUUGUAAUUGUUCUGAUAAUAAUUAUGACGUUAUCAUUGAUCGUUUAUUAAUAUAUUUAUAAUAAAAUACUGCACAACAAUAUUCGGAAGGAGAAUCGAACGACGAGGAGUAAAAAUCGGAAGGGGCGGAUGAUCUUAACUACGUCCAAAAUUCUUCGCACACAUUCUAUCUUCGGGUAUAAUUAACGAAAGAAGAGAAGGAAAAAGAAAAAGAAGAGAAACGCUUACACGUGACGGGGACAAAAAAACCACCCUGUCAUAUCUCUGUACAAUUUAUCGAUGAUGACAAAUGUGUGAAUAAUUCGAGCACAUAUAUUAAUUAUAAAUAUAUAAAUAAUCGCGAUUCGGUGUUGUUAAAAUUGAAAAUACGAUAAGAUAAAAUAAAAAUAUUAACGAGAGAAUUCAAUUAUUCGGUUUAUCUGUAACAUCGCCAAAAUCAACCGAUAAUUACCGACGAAAAAUACAUAAUCAAAAGUCAAUAUUUAUCAAUAUUUCAUUGAAUUAAUUUCAUUUCAAACACAAGUUUGUUUAAUUUAAACGACGACUACCACACACUGUUCCCUUGUGAUAGCGUGAAAACGAUAAGCCGCAAAAUAAAAUUGAUAAAAAUAAAUUACCAAAUUUUAUGAUUUAUCGAAAAGGUUUUUCAAUCGUUCCGACACCCCCCGUCCGUGCGUGAGUACGAGUGUUUCAUCUCGCGAAAAAGAUGAGAAAUUAGAAAAGGAAAAUGCACAGAAAUAAAUGAAAGAAAAUAACUAUACGUUAAAACGAACAACAACCUGCGCAUCGAAGUGACAAACUCGAACGAACGAUCUCAACUUCAAGUAACCAAAAACCAAAAAAAAAAAGAGAAACAAAAAAACGAAAACCAAAAGCAAGUAUUACGCAAUCAAAUACAUUUUAUAUUCACUUGUAAUCGAUAUAUUAUUAUAUCACUGCACUAUUUCAUUUCACUGUACAAUAUCGUUGUGUACGUGUAUCAUAUGUGUUUUCACAUUAAAAGCCGGAUCGGUAUUUAAUAAAAGAAAAAAGAAAAUCGAAACCAGAGUAAAAGUAUUCACCGAUAAUCGCACCACCUUUUAUAAAUAACGGCUGAGUCGAACAUUGCUCGAAAAACGAUGAAAUAAAUACGAGUAACAUACAAAGAUAAAUAAAAAAAAAAAAACAAAUACUUCGCACGUUUGUUUAACGCUGCACUUUUUUGAGGCACCUGUUGAUAUUCCAUACGAAGAGAUAUGUGUAUAUAUGUAUAGAUAUAUGUAUAUAUUUAUUUCGAUAAUGUCGGUAUAGAAAGGAAAAAAAAAAAAUUAAUAAUUGAAUAUACAUGAUGCAAUAUAUAAAUAUAUAUGAAGAAAUUAUUUUGUAUUUAGAUAACAAAAAAUUGUAAGGAAAACGUUAAGGUUCAAGAAGAAUAGAGAAGAAGAGAAGAAAAUAGAAUAAUCGAAUAAAACAAAUACUAGGUACAUAGAUAGACAAAUUAUUGCAUAUGCAUAUAUUUAGAUAUAUACAUUUAGACGUACAUACAUACAUACCUACAUAUAGUUUAAUACGUAUAUUAUAUUAUUAGCAUUAUUAUUAUCGUUGUUGUUGUUAUUAUUGAUAUUGUUGUUAUGGAUACAUAAACGUAAGCGUACAUUUUUCUAUAUUUUUAAGCACUUUUUGCACAGAAAAAAAAAAUAAAAAACCAAACGAAAAAGAAUUUAAACUUAAAAUAUAAAAAUAAAUUAAAAUAAACAUAAAAAAAUUAAAUUAACAAACUAUAAAAACACAUUCCGCCCAAAAAGAAUGCCUGUAAAAGCAAUGAUUGAUAUAUUCGUAUUUCAAAAUUGUUCUCGUUCAACAAAUUAAUAGAACAAAGUUUAUUUCUACUGCGACGAGCGGAGAACAAGUUUUUAAUUGUAAGAGAAAUAAGAAUAGAAAGAAAGAGAAAAAAAAUUUUGAAACGAAAAAAAAAAAGAACGAACAACAAAAACCUUUGUAAGAGAAAUAACUAAAUAAAGUAACAUGUUAUACAUAAUGAAAAUUAUACGUGAUGAAUAUACUGUAGAUAUUUUACGAGUGAUAAUAGAUUAUUAUAUAGAGUAUAUAUGUAAUAUGAACACAUAGAAGUUUUGAAGUGUCGGUCGAAUUUACUUCUAUUUUCUUUGAUUCGAUAUUUUAUUUAACGUUGCGUACGUAAUAUUUCAAGAUUUAAAAAAGUAAAAAUUGAAAACGCACACGAUCAUCGCACUCACUGCAAACUACACCGGAAAAAAAAAAAUAAUCACACCUCACCAACUUGUAGAAUAAAAAAGAAAAAAGAAAAAAAAAUCACAAAGAACGUCAAAUAACCGAUCAAGAAAAUAAUAAGCGGGCCAUUAAAUAAACUGAAGUUAUAUGAAAUUGAAAAAAAAAAGAGAUCGGAACCGAACCAAAAAAAAUUUAUACAUCUGCACCGCUAAAAGCUAUACUGUGUAUAUAUAGUAUUAUAUGCACUAGAUAUGAAAUAUAAUAAUUUAUUUAUUAUAUACUGUACCUUAUAAAUGUAUAUUUUAACGCACAAAAAAGUAAAUAUUCCGCUGCACCUGCACCGCACCACUUAGAAUAUCUGCACCUCAGCACUUCUGCACCAUUACCCGUGAUAAGAGCAAAAAAAAAAUAAUAUACAUAUUUGGCGAACCCUCCUCAAAAAUAUAUUUCACACGUAUAAAGAAAAUAUAUUACAUUUUAAUUGGUACCUGAUUUCAGGACUAAUCAGAGGCGAGCCACCAAUCGUAUAAGACAAGCAUCUGAAUCUGAAAAACAGAAAAAAAAAAAAAAAAACAAACAAACAAACGAACAAACCGAAGCGAAAAAGCAAAGAAAUUAGAGAACAGAAAAACGAUAGAAAGAGAAAUCUAGGAAACGAAAAAAAAAAAAGGAGGAAAACUGAAAACUAGAGAAGAUCCAAGAAUUCAAAUCAACCGAAAGUGAAAAGUCCGGUGAACUUGAAACAUCCCUCUGUCACGACCGUGUGGACUGAGGUCCGGACGUAACACCUCGACGAAAAAAAGAAAAAAAACCUAAAGUUACAUCUUGAUUUCUCUCGGAAUCUCGACGUUACAAGGAGAUCGGAGAUUCUCAGAGAUAUUGAAAGGCAAGAAAAUUAAGUUCACGACUGAUAACGAGAGAGAAAAGAAUAAACUCAAUCCAAACUUGUAGCAACCAAAAUCCUUGAAAGAAAUAGUGAAAUAGAGAAGUAACUUCGAAAAGCUGACGGUGAUCUACGUAGAAACGAGUAGCUUGUUAUAACUGGCCUAAUUACAAGAAGAAAAAAAUAAUAGUGCGAAAUACUUACUACUCUGUGGUAGUAAACUUGUAAACCUUGUUAGACUGCAGAUUCUAAUAAUAAUAUUAAUAAUAAUAACAAUACUAAUAAUAAUAAUAAUAAUAAUACUAAUAACGACGUAAAUAAAGAAGAACUGUAUAUCGCUGUACGAAGGAGGACUGAUUUUAUAGGAUAUAAGGAACCUAUUAUACUUAUAUGAGACGAAGAAAAAUAGCGAAAAAAAGAGAAUACCAAAAAGCAAGAACGUAUAACAAGGGAAUAAAUUAAGCGAAUGAAUAAACAAAUGAAUAAAUGAACAAACAAAUAAAUGAAUCUAUAAAUAAAUAAGAGGACAAAAUAAUCACGAAGUUUUGAAUCUCGAAUCAACGCAGGGAGGAGAUAAAAUUGAACGAACAAAGAAACAAAUAAACCGACAAACAAACCAACAAUAGUAAAAAUGACAAGUAGAACACUUUGGUUCUUCAGUUAUCUAGGUGUGGGCUUAGCCCUUGCGGCAGGUAAUCGUUUGGACAAUGGAUCCGAUAGUGGAGGGGGAGGAAGUGGGGGUGGAGGCGGUGGAGGAGGAGGAGGAGGAGGAGGAGGAGGAGGAGGCGGUAGUGGAGUUGAUGACAAAAAUCAGGAUCAAGGUGAAAAUCGUGUUCCCGUAUUAGUUAGUCGUGGUGGUGAUAAAGAAAUAGAAAUAAAUGAAAAUCGUUUAAAAACAAAUCUACACCAAUUUCAUCAUCUGAGGGCACAUCAAGAUUAUGGAUCACGUAGUCGGUCUCUACCCACGAUAGACGAUGAUUGGUUGAUGUACGACGAGGAACCUUUCACGAUCAACAAUAACAAUAAUUACAAUAAUAUUAAUAAUAUUAAUAAUAAUCAUAAUAAACGACCCCCUCCAGUAUUAUCCCAAAUUUCAGGUGCAGGUUUUAGGGGAUUAUUAAACGUUAACGAUCAAAAUAAUGAUAUUAAUAAUUAUAAUUUAAAUAAGAAUGUUAUGAAUAAUAAUAUUAAUAAUAAUAUCAAAAAUAAUCGUCAGACUCGUAGGUACAGAAAUAUCAUUUUCGACGAUCUGAGUAACGAUGUUAAUAACAAUAUUAACAACAAUCAUCUACCGAUGAUUUUAAAUCAUCGUGGUGCAGGUACCAACUCGAUUAAAAUACCUAUGGAAAAAUUACCCUACGUGGAAUACGAAGAGGCCUUCUUCCGCCAUCAGCAGCAACAACAACAACAACAACAACAACAAUUACAACAACGUAACAACAACAAGAAAAUUAUUAACAACAACAACAUCGUCAACGGCAGAAAACGACCCGGUUUAUCGGUAGGUCCGUUGGGUGGAUUUAAAAAAUCUAAAAAAGUCGUCGGUCUACCGCCGUUGGUUUACGGCGGUACGGAAGAAGAAACUCCACCGGGUCAAUCGGAUCAAGCUUCGUCCGGAGGUCCGUUGCAGUUUGGAUCCGAUAGAUCGUUGAACCUCGAUGAUUUAUUCGACAAAAAUUCGGCGGCGAGAAGUACGUCGUCCGGAAUUGAAUCGUUCGACAACAUCGGCGGUCUUCCGUUCGAACCGCCCGAUCAUUCGCCGCACAAGCCGCAGGGAGGUGGCAUCGGAUUGAGUCCACUUUUAUUCGACACCGAAAAACCACCCGGCAAACGAACCGGCUCCAAUCUGAUCGGAGGAUCCCAAUCCGGCAACAACAGACAACAACAUUCUUCUAACGACGGACAACAACAACAACAACAACAAAUUUCCUCGCCUCCCGGCAGCGCCGCUAUUGCCUCGCAAUUCAUGCUGAGAUCUGCACGGGGGAAUAGACAGUACGACGUACCACAAAUCGAGUGUCCAUCUUCGGAGGACGGAAUGGAAAGAUUCGCGUGUCCAACUCCUGACCGUAUGGGAAGAUAUCGUUGCAUAGACGAUCACGUGUUGUGCGACGGUUUUAUAGACUGUCCGACAGGCGAGGACGAGGACAGACAAGCCUGCAUGUUCUACAAAACGACAAAAGCACAUCUCGACGUAUUAGCGGACGCACUCUUACGGUGGGCAAGAGGACGCUAAUAUAUUACGAUAAUUAUAAUAAUAACAAUAAUAAUAAUGUUAAAAUAAAUCCGAAUCUACCGAUGAUAAAUCAUAGAAAACUAUACCGAUUGAUUACCAACCACGUUAUCACACGCGACUACAUAGCUACAUUUGUUCACACGGAUAUAUGUAUAUGUAUAUAUAUAUAUACAUAUACAUAUAUAUUCUAUAAAAACAACAAUGACAUAAAACUAUAGCAACAUAAACAAUUUAACAACAACAAUAACAAAAGAUAAUUGGUAAAUUUGACAAAUCAUCAGCUCUCCUAAUAUCGGAAAAGAAUGUUACCUAUUUAUUUAUUUAUUUAUUUAAUUAAUUGAUUAAUUCAUUCACUUUCUUAACCGAGGAAACGAUGAGAUGUACAACCCCUUAUUCCUAACCAGCGAAUGGUCGUUUGAUACACCCUCUCCUCCUCUCCAUCGCCCUUUUUAGCAAAUUUUUCCUCGCCCACGUUUGAGAAAGACAAGUAAAGAAUAGGAAAUAGGGAAAUGAAUAAACAAUCAUAAAGGACUAAUAAACUUUGUGAAUCUCAAAAGCUUCCGAGGCAGCCUUUGAAUUAAUUUUAUGUUACAUACAUAUAUGUAGAUACACUGCGUAAUAUAUUACAUGGAUAUACUAUAUGGACAAUAUGUGAAUAACGUAUAAUUAUACAUCUUUUAAAACAAAUUGUAUUUAUACGUUAUUAUACAUUCCAAUCGAAUAGAUAUCCAUUUGCAUAACAAAAUUCACAACUUAUACAAGGACAAAGAAAUGGCGUAGGUUCGUUCGCUGUCGAGUGGAAACAGUUCGGAAAACAUAAAGAUAAAACAAAAGGGAACCAACUGCGUCAAGCAUCCAUAUCUAAUGAUAAUUAUAUGGGGGCGAUUGAAAAUUUACCAACGAUACGUGGGCUUAAAAAUUGAAUACGUAAUAAGACGUGACCAGAAGAAAGAAUCGCAUUACGAUUGAAUUGAAUCUAUCGAGAUAUGAUAUAAACUUGUAGCAAUCGUAACCGCAGACCUACGCCAAAAUCUGAAAAACUAAAGCAGAGAGUGAAAGAAGUGAAAGAAGAUCUGAAUAUACUGUAUCUAUGUAAUAUAUAAUAUAAAUAUACAGACACACACGUAUAUAAUAUACUUACACAUAAUUAAUGCAACGUAUAUUAAUUACCGACGGACGGUUCUUCCAAAAAGCAAAGAAAGAAAGAAAGAAAGAAAGAAAGAGACAAUGAAUUGAAGGAGAAAAGAAAAGGAUAACCGAGAAACAAAUAGAAAAUGAAGAAGAAAAAUGUGAAAACAAAAAAAAUAAGACAAAAUAGUUAUUUUUCUAUGUAUUUCCCUUAAUUAAUCGUCGUUGCGGGCGUUUUACGACCUCGAGAAUUGAUAAGAAAUAAUUAAAAAAAAAAAAAAAAAACUAACUAAAAACUGAAAAAGCAAACAACAUCAACCACAAUACAAAAGGAACAAAAUCUAAUGUCAAACUGAUCUACGUGUAGAGGCUCUUUAUUAAUUAUACUGACCCCUUGCUCACUUCUUUGAACUAUUAUAUCUAUAUUUAUAAAAUAUAAUGCGUAUUACACACUUUGCGUACUUCCCUUUUUACCUUUCACUUUCCUUUUACCCUCCUCUCCUCUCUCCCGGACCUUCUUCCUCCGCCACACACACGCACAUACACACACACACUAAAUGUUCUCGAAUCUUUGCGAAUCUGCAAAAAGUUUAUAAAGAAAUUGAAAAAAGAAAAAAUAACAAAAAACAACGUAAUAUUAAUGACUAUACCGAUAACGUUAGUAAUAAUGAUAAUAAUGACGCUAAUUCUGAGUUUAAUUUUAAUCAUAACGUUAUUCUAAGGAUAUUAAUAAUAUAACAACUAAGAAGCAUACUGUAUAGGUAAUGAUAAUAAUAACAAUAGUCAUGAAAAAAAUAAUAAUAAUAAUAAUAACAAUAGGAAUAUGUUACAGUGAUGACAACACAGAAAAAGAGAGCAGGCGGAAAUAGAGAGAAAUUUUUUCACGUUUAGUUUCGUAUAAUCUGUUAAUUUUUUGGUCCUUGUAAAUUUUCUCAUGGGUACGUGUAAUUACUUACAACGGUCAUGAUGAUGAUUCAUCGUGGAAAAAAAAGAAAGAAAUUUUCAGUGAUGGUAGAAUAAAUACAAUAAAGCAUCAGAAAUUAUUAUUGGUAUUGAUAAAAUCGAAACGGACAUAGAGAAACAAAAAUUGAGUGAAACAGAACAAAAAAAAAAAUUGUCAAGUUGAAUAUUAUUUAUCAAACAAUGAGGAAACGAUCGAGAAUAAGUUUAAGAUAAAAACUAUAAAAGCAAAAAAAUAAAACAACUAAAUUAAUGAGCAUCGCGUCGUAACGACGGAUCAUUUAUAAUAGGUAAAACAAAAUGAAUGAAAACUGAAAAAAAAAACCUCUUUCCAUGUUAAUAUGAUACUAAUACUUGAUGAGAGACAGGAUUAGUAUGGAAUUAUUGUCGAAAAAAAUUCGAUAAAUGACUUAAUCAAUACAUUUCUAGAUAUUAGGUUAGGGGCGGUAAAUUCACUUACAAAUCAAUUUAUUCAUCAGUUUAUUUAUUACAUGAAAUAUAAUUUGCUUAGGACACAGCGAGAGUUCAAGUGAGAAAUAUUGAACGUGGAAAUUAUAGCGCGAAUCGAUUCAAAUCAUAUGAUUUCACGAAUAAGAAGUUCCAAUAUUUUAAUACAAAAUAUAUUAAACAUUAUCUCAAAUCAUUGUCAUUACGUCGCUAUCGCCAUCACCAUGAUCUAGUAUUAAUCAUCAUCGUAACCGACGUCGUCAUCGACACACAAAUAUUAUUAGAAUAAUCAUCUCCAUCAAUAAUAAUAAUGAUGAUAACAAAGAUUGAAGAGAAAUAAAUAAAUUAAUAAUAAUGAUAAUAAUAAUAAUAAUAUCGUUGUCGUUGUUCUUGAAGUUGUUAUUCCACUUAUUGUUGUUGUUAUUGUUCUUGUUCUUUGUAUAUUCUUGUUGUUCAAAUUAUUAUAAAUACACUAUAUAUUUAUACAUAUAUAUAUGUAUAUAUAUAUUAUAUGUAUACGAUAAACGGAAUGUCUCUGAAGAUUGUCGAUGUAAAUUUCUUUAAAAUUUUGCAUUACAAUAAUCGUUUCGAGCCUUGAGAAAAAAAAAAAAUAUUAAUAAAAAGAAAAUUGUUCUAUGCGCAUCGUACGUACGUGUACGCAUAUUAUAUUCAAUUACAUGUUAGAAGGCAAAUCACAAAAAGAGAGAAAGAGAAAAAAAUCGACAGAAAAUUAAACAAACAUAAAAUGCCACUAAGAAGGUUUCUAUAUAGUAUUAUAUUAUCUUAUAUGUGAAUGUAUAUAUAUAUAUAUAUACAUAAGUAUGUAUGUAUAUAUUUAAAUAUAUCUAUUAAUCUGCAGUCACUCGAAAGUAUCUGACAUUUAUUAAAAGAAAAGAGAUGAAAAAAAAUUUGAAAGAAACAAAAAAAAAAAAUUAACAAAUUAAAUGACAUUACAUAAAUUAAAAAAAAAAAAAAAUCCGUAACCAAAAAAAUAAUAAUAAUUUUUUCAAUUGUAAUAUUACGGAUACAUUAUGUGUACCACGUAUUGUUAUUAUUAUUACUAUUAUUAUUCGGAUUAUUCUGAUCAUUAUCCAUUUGACAUAAAUUUUAUAUUACGUUUCAGUACCUAUUUUUGAUCAUCAUUAUUGUCAUUACGUAUUGUUAUUUAUUAUCAGAUAUAAUUAUUAUAUCAUAUAAUCAUAAUUAUAAUUUUGAACGCGAAUCAAUAAUGAAUGGAAAACGAUACAGAGAGAAAAAUAAGGAGAGUGAGAGAGAGAGAAAGAGAAAAUGAAAGGGAGUGAGAGAAUUUAGAAAAUCAUAUUAUGAAACGACAAGGUAAUUGUGAGAUCGAAAUCAAUUGAUGAAUAUUGAUGCGAAAUCAUACGUACAUACCGGAAUCGAGUGGGUUUAAAAAUAGGUAAUCGAUUGAAUUGACUGUCCGCGUCACCAGCAGUGACCAGUCUGCAUGCGAUCAUCAUAAUGGCGGCUGUCGAUACAAAGAAAAAACGAAGGAGAAAAAAAUUCAGAGAAAAAAAAACCAAAAAAAAAACAUGAAAAUCCAAAAAAAAAUAAUAACGAUAAUCCUAAAAAAUACAAAAUAUCGAAAAGAACAAAAAAAAUUAAAUUGCUUAAUAGUGCUGAAUAUCGCCUAUAAUAUAUCUGUACAUCAUAUAUAGCUAUAUGAAAAUUAUCAUCGUGUUAUUAGAAUAUUGUCGAUGUUCGUGUUCAUAGUAUACAUAAAUAUACUCUGCAUAUACGUGUAUACUGAAAAUAUACCUAUAUACCAUAUGAGAAAAGUAAAAAGGAAAAGAGAAAGAAAAAGGACAAAAAAAAACAAUCUGUUAAAUAAAUCUAAUUGUAUCGUAUUUAUCAUACGAAUUCUUAUAAAUAUAUAUUAUAUGUGUUUGUAAGUGGAACUUUUCAUGACGACGGUCGCCAUCAUAUAUGAAUGUGUAACACUACCUAUAUACUAUAAUAUAUUUAAAAAUCAUGAUUACAUGAAUUGAAAAAAAAAAUAAAUAAAUAAUUGAAUUAAAAUAACGGUUAUCGCAUUGCAAGAUGUUGGGUGUUACUGAACUGGUGACACUGACGUCGUGGUUGAAAUGAGGAAAAAAAAAAAACAAAAACCAAAUUCACUCGUUCGGAGGAAAAUUUCAUAAUUAUAUGUGUAAUAUUGGCAAUGAUGAUGAAAUACGUCCGCACAAUGGUUGCCGUAUACAUAGCGAGAUUGUUGUAUGAAUGGCAGAAAUUUGUCUAUACAAUUCAAGCCAUGAACGUUGUCAUUGUUCACUUAUUUGAAACGUGAAUUGAGAGGAAAAAAAAACAACAGAACAAUCACACGUCAAAUAAGUAGACAAUACAAGAAUACGAAGAUGACGUGUUGCCAUAAAGGUUUCAUGCAUUAUAUAUACGUAUAUUAUAGUUAAUAGAUAUUUAACAUUAUUAUUGUAAAACUACGUAAAAUGCCGUUAGGUCCAGGAGGCUGGGCCGAAGGAUGUGCCGUUCGGCGAAUCAUUUGGAGUGUUACUAAAUUUUCAAAAGGGAAACAAAAAAUCAGACAAAAUUUUAGCACGAAUAUUAUUAUUCCUAAAGUUAUGAAGUCCGGGCGAUGGGGUGGGCCAAUUAUAAUAUGUGCCCCAACCAUCCUGAGCCACCCGGUUCUGAAAACUGGCGGAAGAAAAUAUGGUUAAUAUAUGAAGAAAUACUUUGAGAGAAGGAUGAAAAAAUCGUUGAAAUCGAUCGACGAAUAAACAGCGUACUGUAUAAUUGGUAAUAAAUUGGUAAAUUCUUUCGGCAUUGGAUAAAAUUUAAAGAGAACCAACCGGAGUGGUGGGUCAGGUUCUUGGGAAUUGAUCAACGAACGAAAAACCUCCCAGUGAAAUAAGCUGCGUCACGAUAUUCUCGGUACCAUGGAACUCUAACGGCUACCGAUUAUGGAAACACGUCAAAAAUCAGGAGACGACGACGAGGAUGGGAAGAACAUAAAUUGUAUAUGAUUCGAAAUUAUAGGUGCAUGAUCGUUGAUCUGGAGUGAAACAACAAAAGUGAAAACUAAAAUGAACGGAAGAGGAAGCGAGACUACAACUAUUAGGGGAUGAAAAUGACGGAAUUAUCACAUUCUCCUUUCAUAAUUGAUUCGCUAUUAAUGAUGAUUAAUUUUCUAUUCCAAAUAAGAUAGAAAUAAUUGAAUAUUCUUCAUUUCUAAAUUGAAAUUCAGCAGUAAAUACAUGGGCGAAAUUCUUCUUUUUUUCAAACGUUUUCUUUUUUCCCCUAGAUGGAGAUCGGAUGAGAUAGCGAAAAUGAUAAUAGAUAGGGGGUAGUUUUAAUUAUAGUAUUGCAAUAUGUACAUACAUAAAAGGUGACGUUGCGUUACAAAAAAGCGAAAGUAUAUUAAAAAUGAUGUGAGAAAAAUAGUGACACGUACCACCAAAGUAGAAAAAAUAAUUGAAAAAAAAAACUGAACAAAAGGCAAAAGAUGAAUAUAACCUGAGAAAGAAAUAAAAUAGAAACAGAAUAGUUUAAAAAGAAUAAUGAUCAAUCUCAGAAUGACAGCAUAAUAUAUAAGGAUAAAAAAAUUAUUCCAAACCAAACUUUACAAAAGUCUGAAUUCAUAUAUAAUAAUUACAUAUUUCACCGGUAUGUAAUUAUAUUAUUAUAUAAUAUACUAGAUAGAAAUCCUUGGUCAGAAAUAUAUAGUUCCCAACCCCUGAAUUCGAUAUUAUAAUUAUAUCAUCGUCAUCAUAUUAUAAUUCAUACGAUUAAUUAAUCAUAUAACAAUCGUAAAAAAUUUCAGCAUUCAAAAGGCAGAAAAGUAAAAGAAAAACAAAAAGAAAGAAAAACAAAAAACAAAAAAACGAACAAUUCAUUCCCUUGAUUGAUUGACAGACAUGAUAUAUUUAUAAUGUAUUGAUAAUAAUGAUAAUUAUAUUUAUUAAAACUGACAAUGAGAAGAAAAAAGUAUAUAUAUAUAUAAAUAUGUAUAUAUAUAUACAUAUACAUAUAUAUGUAUAUAAUAUUAUAUUAAACCUACUCUCGUAUCCGUUCCCCAACCCCUCUCCACAAUUAUCCCCUUACCCUAUGAUAUGACGAUAGGAAAAAAAUUAAUAAUAAUACUAAUAAUAAUAAUAAAUAGUUUGAAAAAUAAAUAAACAAAUAAUAAGAAUAAUAAUAAUAAUAGUAAUAAUAUAUUAUACACCGAUGCAACUCAAAGGUUCGAUAAUUGUAUUAUACUUAAAUAAGACUGCCGAGUAUUUAGAAAACAAACAAAAAUUAACAAACCGAAACACAAACAAAGAGGAAAAAAAAAACAAGAACAAAACCAGAAGUAAUGAAUGAAAAAAAUAAAAAGAUUGGAAAUAAACGCUCGUAAUUUCAUUUGCUUUCUGAUUCGUGAAUAUAAUCGGUAUAUACUAAAUAAAUUACCUAAAGAAAGAAAUAAGCAAAAUGUGUUAUCUAUAUGUAUGAUAUGUAUAUAUAUACACACAAAACAAAAUCCACAGUUACCACUACCACUAUGAAUUUCCAAUACAUUAUACAUACACAUAUACAUACAUACAUAGUACGUAAAUGUAUUCAUAUAACAAACUAAUUUCCCCGAUGACCCCUUUUAUUUGUUUAUUCAUUCAGUAAUCUGUUCGGUAACAUGCACGAUUCUUACCUCAAUUUUAAUUGUUGCAGAACAGACCUCGAAUUACAUAAAUUAUUAUAUAUAGAUAUACAUAUACGUAUAUAUAUUCGAUAAAUCGAUAUUACAUCAUUGCAAUAAAAGACGACCUGUUGAAUAAUAAAUUUAAGCACCGCGCUGUCGUCGACGUCGUACAAAAAACCGAAACAAAAAUGAAAAAAAUUAAUAGCAAAACAAAGCGAAAAUAAAAAAUAAAUAAAGGAAACAAGAAGUAAUCAACAAACAAAUACACACAACGCGUCAUAUGCAAUCAUUAUUGAAAUUCCUAUAAUUAACGAAACGAGAGAAAAAGAAAAAAAAAACAAGAAGUGAUAAGUCGCAAAAAAGAAUUAAAUAAAAUUUCAUUUCCCUGAAACUUAUACCUAUAUAUAUGCAUAUAAUUAUAUACCUACGCCUACUUUACAUUACCUAUAAAUUAUCAUACGGUUCUUCGAUUCCUAUUAUAUUAUACGUAUGCUAUAUACUAUAUAUAUGAUAACACUUCGGAGCCAAUCAUUUAUAUCCUUCUAAUUAAAUACCUACAGGUAUACGUCGUACAUCUAUAUAUGUAUGUACGUGUGUAUGUACGUGUGUAUGUGUGUAUGUACAAUGAUAUUACAAAAUUUAAAAGCGAACUCAAGCAGUUUUCUAUGUAUAUGCACUAUAUUAUAUUAAUACCUGUGUAAAGAGAACUUCUUCUAAUUUUAUCGCCAUAUUGAUCUCUGUGUGACCCAAGAAUAACGUGUGUAAAUAAGAAGAGAGAGACAGAAAAAAAGCAAAAGAAAAAUCAACGUGUACAAACCCAAAUAAUUAACAUAAUGAAUGAAUAUACGUCAGAGGCCCUUUCCCUCUUUUUUCUCUUCCUUCCCCUUCACCUCGGCUCCAUCCACCUGCACUUCUGUCCAAAAAUGUAUCUAUGAUUUUGAAAAAAUUAAAUAAAAAAAACAGUGUACACAUACCAUACGUACGCAUAUUACGUUUGUAAAAAACAAAUAAAGAAAAGAAGAUUAAUCGUACAAUAUUAUGUUACAAUAAUAGUGAUAAUAACGAUUGUUGGAUAUUAUUAUAUAAUAAUGAGAAUUGUACGUACUAUAAUUAACAUGCAAACGAUAAUGAGAUUAGCUAAUAAUAAUUUAAACAUCAAGAAAGAAGAACAAGAACAAAAACAAAUAACCAUAUAAUCGAAUGGAUCUCGAUAAUCAUUGAUAAUGUUGUUAUUAUUAUUGUUAUUAUUGUUAUAAAGUGCGCUGAUUGCAUGAGAGGAGAGGCGAGGAGGAGUGGGAGGAGGAGGAGGAGAUCGUUGGAGAGUUAUAACCGGGUAGAAGUGGAGAAGAGAUUAAAAAUUUAUUGCAAUCAACUGAAAAUUAGAAACGGACUAACACAAAAGGAAUAUUAAAAAAGAAAGAAGGGUGGGGAGAAAACUUGAAUAUCUAUGCAUGAUUAUAUCAGGAAUGGAUAGUGAAAUUGAAGAUCUAUAUUUAUAUACAUAUGCAUACCUAUAAGUUAUAUAUGUAUAUACAUGCUAUGUGUAUAUAGGUAUGUCGAAAUAUCGAUUACGCGAAAUAUUAAUAUAUAUCCCUAUAAAUAUACGAAUGGGGUUAAUUAUGUCGGAUGAAUUACUAAUAUUGUACUAACUACCUACCCCUGGAGCGCAGCGACUGCCCUCGCCAAGAAUCCGCUUUUGAUGGCGGUUAAAAAAUUAUUAAUUAUUAUUAUACAUUACAUACAUAACAUAAUCAAAUUGGCAAAUUUUCAAAUAUCCUGCAGACAUUAUCUUAUGUAAUAAUUAUAAUAAAAAAUAAUAAUUAUUACGAUAAUUAAUAAAAAAUAAUAUUCCAAAAAUAUUAAUAAAUUAAUAUCUAUUAAAAAUAACGAUGAUGAUAAUAAUAAUAAUAUUAACAGUAAUAUUAUUAUUGAUAAUAAUAAUAAUCAUGACAAAAAUAUUAACAGUAAUUAAAUUUCCGAAACUGUUGAAUGUUUCGAUCGAUAAUUCCAAAGAACAAAUAGGUAAUUCGAAACCCAAUUAAUUGACGCUAAAAAGAAAAGAAAACACACACACACACAUUUAAAUAUAGAUGUAUUUGAUACAUGUACCUAUAGUAUGUAUAUGUAUAUUUUAUAUAUGAAUAAGUAUUCAAUUAAACUCUUUCUUUAUACACACACGUAAUACUAAAUAUUGUAUCUGGAUCGCGUACUUGCGUGUUGUGUGUGUGUUAUGUUUUGUGUGUUGCGCGUGUGUGGCUAACUUGAAGCGUAUAAUCUGCGAAUAGAAAGAUCAUACUUAUAGGUACGGUACCUACGCAGGUGAACAAGAAAAGCAAAAUUACGCAAUACGAAAUCUAAAUUUGAGAGAAAAGUAUGCAAUAUCUCGAAGGAAGAUAAAAGGAAACAAAGUCUAAAGAGAAUAAAACAAAAUUAACACUUGAAACAAUUACGAAGAGAAAACUGAACGGAUAAAAAAAAAAUAAUGCGAUGCAUAUACGAUAAAUUACAUGAUUAUACAAAAAAAAAAAAUCAUUACUUAUUAUGUGUAUAUUUUACUAUAAAAGUAAAUGAUAAUAAAAUUUAUAUAUGUACGUACAUACCUAUAUACAUGUAUACGUAUGUUACACAGGGAAAAAACGAAAACGAAAACGUAGACCAGAUGAAAUAGAUUGGAAAAAUUCUGUGAAAAAAUUGUCAUCGUAGUUCAUACGUAUCACCGAAUUUUUGUCAAUCUAUCCCUUCAUUAUAUAACGAUUUAUUAUCUACGUGCGUGUAUACUACUCGUAUGCAUUUGUUACAUGUAUAUAAUAAAUUGGGGAGAAAGAAAAAACACGAUUAAACGACAAACGAAAAAACAGAAAUCGAAUUAUAAUAAAAAGACGAAAGAAGAAAACAAAAAUUUACCCAACUACCCACUUAUACUAUGACAAAUACAAUCUGGUAGCAUAUACGUAAUAUGUAUGCACUGUAAAUGAUGAUGAUACGAUGCAACUUCAAGUGCAAGUGCCGCCAGAUUGAGAAAAACCAAGGAAAAGAAAAAAUAACGAUAAGAAUUACGAAUGGAUUAUAUUGUGUAUAAUAGGGGUGGAAUAAUACGACGAAACCCUAGAAGAAAAAUCGAAAACACCUGAAAUAUACUGAUUUCAAUGAAUAAUAAUUGAUAAAAGAAAAACAAA